AAGGCGACAGCCGCCGGACGCUACGCUCUGUGGUUCGGGUCCGCGCGCCUUUCUACUUCCCUGUUGCUGCUGCUGUUGCCGCCGACGUUCGCGCCCCCGCUCAGGUCUGUGGUGUAGCCGGGACCCAGGACCAUGUCGCUCUCGCGCUCGGAGGAGAUGCACCGGCUCACGGAAAAUGUCUACAAGACCAUCAUGGAGCAGUUCAAUCCCAGCCUCCGGAACUUCAUCGCCAUGGGGAAGAACUACGAGAAGGCUCUGGCAGGUGUGACAUACGCAGCCAAAGGCUAUUUUGAUGCCCUGGUGAAGAUGGGGGAGCUGGCCAGUGAGAGCCAGGGCUCCAAGGAACUUGGAGAUGUUCUCUUCCAGAUGGCUGAAGUCCACAGGCAGAUCCAGAACCAGUUGGAGGAGAUGCUGAAGUCUUUUCACAAUGAGCUGCUCACGCAACUGGAGCAGAAGGUGGAGCUGGACUCCAGGUACCUGAGUGCUGCGCUGAAGAAAUAUCAGACAGAGCAAAGGAGCAAAGGAGAUGCCCUGGACAAGUGCCAGGCUGAGUUGAAGAAACUUCGCAAGAAGAGCCAAGGGAGCAAGAACCCCCAGAAGUACUCAGAUAAGGAACUGCAGUACAUCGAUGCCAUCAGCAACAAGCAGGGCGAGCUGGAGAACUAUGUCUCGGAUGGCUACAAGACGGCCCUCACUGAGGAGCGGAGGCGGUUCUGCUUCCUGGUGGAGAAACAGUGUGCCGUGGCAAAGAACUCCGCUGCCUACCACUCCAAGGGAAAGGAGCUGCUGGCUCAGAAGCUGCCACUGUGGCAGCAGGCCUGUGCCGACCCCAACAAGAUCCCGGACCGCGCCGUCCAGCUGAUGCAGCAGAUGGCCAGCAGCAAUGGUGCCAUCCUCCCCAGCGCCCUGUCAGCCUCCAAGUCCAACCUGGUCAUCUCAGACCCCAUUCCCGGGGCCAAGCCCUUGCCAGUGCCCCCUGAGCUGGCGCCAUUUGUGGGGCGCAUGUCUGCCCAGGACAACGCACCCAUCAUGAACGGCGUUGCAGGUCCAGAUGGCGAGGACUACAACCCCUGGGCUGACCGCAAGGCUGCCCAGCCCAAGUCACUGUCCCCCCCGCAGUCUCAGAGCAAGCUGAGUGACUCGUACUCCAACACGCUCCCCGUGCGCAAAAGCGUGACACCCAAAAACAGCUACGCCACCACUGAGAACAAGACUCUGCCCCGCUCGAGCUCCAUGGCUGCCGGCUUAGAGCGCAAUGGGCGCAUGCGGGUGAAAGCCAUUUUCUCCCACGCGGCUGGGGACAACAGCACCCUGCUGAGCUUCAAGGAAGGCGACCUCAUCACUCUGCUGGUGCCCGAGGCCCGUGACGGCUGGCACUAUGGCGAGAGUGAGAAGACCAAGAUGCGGGGCUGGUUUCCCUUCUCCUACACACGGGUCCUGGACAGCGAUGGCAGCGACAGGUUGCACAUGAGCCUGCAGCAGGGGAAGAGUAGCAGCACUGGAAACCUUCUGGACAAGGAUGACCUGGCCAUCCCGCCCCCUGACUAUGGCGCAUCUUCCCGGGCCUUCCCCACCCAGACGGCUGGCACCUUCAAGCAGAGGCCCUACAGUGUGGCUGUGCCUGCCUUUUCCCAGGGUCUAGACGACUAUGGAGCGCGGUCUGUGAGCAGCGGCAGCGGCACGCUGGUGUCCACAGUGUGAGGACGCUGACCUCGGGCAGCUGCUGCUCUGAAGAGCUUCCGCCCCCUCCCCUUGGUCUCCAUCCGUUUUCCUCCUCAGCUCUCGCUGGUUUGUUCUUGGGUUGUUUUUCUUUUCCACCUGCCCCCUGCCUUUUGGUUGGUGACCCCAGACUCUGUGAUCCCCCAGGGUCCAUGGUGCUGCUCCAUCCGCUCCCUGUGUUUACACACCCUCCUCCACCGUGUGUCCCCAAGCCUUUCGAGCAGAAAUUGCCAGGCAGGGCCUGCCAGGGCGUGCAGGGCACCCUCAGCCCACCCCUGGCAUUCAUGAGGCACUCACCCCUUUUCUAAGGCUCGCCGCGAGCCUGGUCUAAAGUUUGAAGAAAAAGAAAAAUCCUUAAAAAAAAAAAAAAAAGUUGAAAAUCAGGAAAAAGGACUCUUUUUUCCCUGAAAACACAAAAACAGAUAUGCAUGGACUCCGGUGUACGUACUGUUAUUUGCAUCUGACUUCCCCGGUGCGCUGGCGUCUGUCAGGACAGGGAAGGUACUCGGGUGAGGCUCUCAUCCCAGGGGACCCAGCCCACUCUGGCCCCUAGGGAGGGCCAGGUGGAGAAAGAGGGCAUGUGGCAAGCUCGGGGGGCCUCCUGAGGAAGCUGGCUACUCCUGUGAGGGAGGCCGCGGUCCCCGGGCCCCUGAGGGCUUUGCCCUCCAGACACUGCAGGAUGGGUGUACAUAGGCCAUGGUGGCACCUCUGCGGCAGGGUGGCAUCACCCACGCAGUGUGCUGGUGGGACAGGGUCGGGGCUUGCGCUGCCCGGCCGCACACGGACAUUCCAAAGACCUCCAGAGACCACCCCCACCCCCACGUUUUUUGGAAAUCGUUUCUUUAACCAGCCUUGUGAGGGCACCCGGGCUGCCUGUGGCCAGCUGGCUGCAUGGGGCAGGGUAUGGCAGCCAGGCCUGGUCAGGCUGGCCUGGGGGGGUGGCUUUGGACACGCCGCUCCCACGCCUCCCUGCGGGGAAGCCGGCGGUCCCUGCCCGGUUCUUCCUAAAUGCUCUCAUCUUUUUGUGUGUCUUGGUGACUUUAGAAACAAACACACUGGACUCAGUGGCUACUGGUAUUGUCUCUUCACACACUGAAUUCUGGGGAGCCGAGUGACGGGCACAGCCCGGCUCAGCCCUGCCUGCCGGCGGGAGCCCCUUGUGAAGCUGUGAUGUGAUUUAGCAAAACCCUCCCGCACACCUCCCCGUGGACUAGGAUGUGGCUGGUAGUGUUUGUGAGAGACGCAACUCAAGACACAGACAGACCCGUUUUAUACUAAGGAGAAAACAAAGCCAGGACCGGGACCUUAUGUAAAGAGAACCUUCUGUGUUGGUGUUCUCAUUCUGCUAAAAGAUUUCAAAUCCAGGGGAUUCCAUGCUCAGUGAAUGAAUGUAGACACAAAACAGCAAAACUUGUAUGAAGAUGUAAAGUGCUGAAAAUAGUUUUUCCUGUUUCCUUUCCUUUUUUUAAAAAUCUGAACUGUGCCCUGUACUGCGGUUACUUGUUUGAAUAAAAGUUUUAUUUAUUGCAUCGA
Carlito syrichta (Philippine tarsier) is the source of this 3252-nucleotide messenger RNA. It is a transcript of the gene BAIAP2, whose product is annotated as BAI1 associated protein 2. Gene Ontology annotation, molecular function: cytoskeletal adaptor activity; protein binding. The transcript has 14 exons. Gene Ontology annotation, cellular component: nucleoplasm; cytosol. Bases 133 to 1701 code for a protein of 522 amino acids. Lineage: Eukaryota; Metazoa; Chordata; Mammalia; Primates; Tarsiidae. Gene Ontology annotation, biological process: actin crosslink formation; positive regulation of actin filament polymerization; actin filament bundle assembly. The record is from RefSeq and is a predicted model, not a curated record.